Messenger RNA from Cygnus olor (mute swan), 2411 nucleotides. Its product is annotated as maestro heat-like repeat family member 5. NCBI's taxonomy places the organism in Eukaryota, Metazoa, Chordata, Aves, Anseriformes, Anatidae. The transcript has 11 exons. The record is from RefSeq and is a predicted model, not a curated record. Bases 84 to 2285 code for a protein of 733 amino acids. Gene Ontology annotation, cellular component: cytoplasm.
CCGAGCAGCCGCAGCUCCGGGAGCGCUGGCGAACUCGGCUGUCCUUACGGCUCUCAGAAGACGGCAACACCAGCAGAAUCUUCAUGGUGAGAAGCGCCAGCCCUGAGCCCCGGAGGAGACCCCGGCCCUGCGACGUCAGGAAGAGGACCGGCGCUGUCCCCGACAAAGCCCGGUCCCCACGGGGCCCGCACGCGGCCGCACCCCAGCCGUCGCCCGGCCCAGCCCCUGCUCCCAGCUCUCCUGGGGCGCCGGGAGCAGCAGGGCUGAGCGGGGCCAUCGCAGCCCUCGGGGUGACUGACGUGUUGUCCUUCCUCCCACAGAUGUUUGUGAAGUACCUGCAGCCCUCUGAACGGUUGGGCGUCUUCCUCGCUGCCAUCAAGAGCAUGAGAGCCCCGAAUCCCCGCAGCACCAAGCUGGCUGCCCACAUGGUGGACGUGCUGGCGGCAGAGACCGACUUCCAUUCGGGACAGGUGCUGAACAUCGUGUGGGCCAUCUACAGAACCCUGCCGUCCGUCAGAGCCGCGCUGGCCCUUCAGAGCCUGGACAGGGCCCUGCUGGUGCUGGCCAGCAAGCGCCCCAGGGAGACGGUUGCCAGCCUGCUGCAGUGCUCGCCGACCUGCACCAGCGUCGCCGUCACCAUGUGGAAGGCAAUGGUGUCUGAGCCCCCAGCCACAGAGAGGGUGCUGCGGGAGCUGCUCCGCAUCCUCAUGAACCAGUCUGGCUGCAAGACAUCCACCUCCACCGAGGACCACCCGCGCAUCCUGGCCCUGGCCGUGAGUUCCUCGCUUGCCCAUCUCCGAUGGGCAGGGGCCCCGCUCCCCUCCCCUGAUCCCUCCCAGCCUUAUCCGCACCCUGGGGCACCCGGGCGCGCCCACGGGGCCAGCCUGGGGGGUCUCCAUCCUCCUCUGUCCCUCCCUGCCCACGCCUCUGGGUGCUUUCUGCAGGCAGCAAGGCCCCUCCACGAGAUCCUCCUGCUGCCUACCAGCCUGGAGGAGGCGAAGGCCGUUUUCCCCCAGCUCUUCCUGGCCCUCCUCUUCCAAGUGUCCUUCACCACGGAGCUGACGCUGCAGGAGGUGCAGGUCUUCCGGCAGAAGCACCGGCAGGACCUGCUCACUCCCAUCAGGUCCACGGUGCAGUCCCUGAAAGCGCUGCUCCGCAGCGUGGGCCUGGGGAGCCAGGUGCUGGCCAUCGAGGCGCAGGGCGGCUGGGCCGCGCUUCUCAGCGCCGAGAGCCACCUCUGGGGCGUGCAGGUGGUGGCCAGGGAAAUGAAGGAGUUGCCCGGAAGCCUGCGUGCCACCAUCAUCCGCCACCUGGCUGAGCUGCUCAGCAUGGAGGACUCCUCCUGGGAGAUGGUGGCCAUGGUCUUCCUCAGCAAGAUGCUGGAGUGCACAGACCUCGGCAACGAGCUGGACUGCGUCGUGAGCCUCUUUGCCACCUACCUGCGGAGCCAGUGCCUGGGCAUGCAGAGCCUGGUGCUCAGGGCGAUCCUGGGGCUCACCGAGAGGCCGGACACGGCAAGGCAAACACUCGUCCUGCUGCCGAGCAUCACAGAGCAGCUGCAGGGUGCAGACAGCGACACCCGCACUGUCGCUCUGCCCGUGCUCAGCACCAUGCUGCGGCUCCUGGAGGGGAGGACGCUCAGCCUCACGGCUCUGGGGCUGGCCGGCAAGCUCCCAUCACUCUUUGACGACGAGUCAAGCGCAGUGCGGGUUCUCUCUGUUCGCCUCUUCCUCGACACGCUGGGCUUUGUGGAGAGCAGUGAAAAGAAGAAGAUGCAGAAGGAGGUGUGCAGGAGCCUUCUCCCGCUGUCCUUCCACCUGCACGACCAGGACGAGAGCGUGGCCGAGGCCUCCCGCGAAGCCCUCCUUGGUGUCGCGCGGUUCCUGCGCUGGAGGCAGCUGGCGCACCUGGCCGAGACGGUGCAGACCUGUAAGAUCGGCGAGUGCCUGCUGGCCAGGAGGAGGAGCGGAGCAGAGGAGUACCUGGGCCAGAGCCUGCCCUACCUGCAGAGCCUGCAGGAGCCCCUGCGGCGGGAGGCUGUGAGGUUCAUCGGGCUCGUGGGGAGGCACCUGGUGGAUCAGCGCAAGAACAAGAGCCAGUACAUCUGCGAAGGUGAGCCAGGGAGGGGGAUCGCAGGGCAGCCGCCAGGUGACGCGCCCGUCCCCUGCUCCCUCCUGGCUGGGCGGAGAGCUGGGGGCAACGUCUGCGGGGGGCCGGGCGCUCUGCGGGUACAGGGCCGUCACCUCGCCUCUCCUUCUCUGUUCUCUCAGUCCUUCAAGGCUUGAGGCAAGACCCCUGCGAGUCGGUCUCUUCGCUGGCAGUUCAGACAGUGCUGAUCCUGCAAGCAGCAAGGCCGCGCUCGCGGUUCAGCUUUCGGCAGCUGUGCUCCAGGCUGCAGAAGGCGUGGAGGA